This is a messenger RNA of Paramuricea clavata, 7103 nucleotides long. NCBI's taxonomy places the organism in Eukaryota, Metazoa, Cnidaria, Anthozoa, Malacalcyonacea, Plexauridae. The record is from the annotation of a GenBank genome assembly.
AUGUGCAACAUUAAGGCUCUAUGUGCAAGUGUAUCGUGUAAUUUUCCAGGCGGUGGUGAAUUUUCGAUUUCCAUUGGAAGUGAUAAUGUGCAAGUGGUACGAGAUUUGUGCAAAACAGUAACUACACUAGGUGCUCUUUACGUUGGUUAUAAAUUAGUAAAACCAUUAAUCGAGAGUGCAGUUAAAAAAAGUCUUGGUGAUGAACGAGAUGACACAGAAGUUCGAGGUAUCCGACCAGGAUCAUUGCAUGUUCUGUUACAUUGUUUUACAGAUGAGCGAUUUCUUGAAGUUUUAGCGGAUUAUGAAUCUGGAAGUAUGAGAGAAUGCUUUCAGAAGGAAUUCGUACAGGUUGGAAUUAAAGUAGAAGGACUGAAAGUGGAAAUUGAAAACAUGGCAGAGGUAAACGAAACAAAGGAAACCAUAAACAAAAGGUAUUGUAGAUGUUGAAUUUAUGAAAAAUAUAACUCGUGCGGUUUAUGAAAAAUAAGACUUCUGCGAUCCUCGGGAAGGAACGUGAGGCUCUGGGAUAAUCUGUUUCAGGGAGAAAUCUGAUUUGCCGUUGAACUGGAAUGCGUAGUUCAAUCUUAGCCAGGAUUCCUGGCUUCCGGUAACUGAUUAUCCCAGAGCCUCGCGUUCCUUUCCGAGGAUCGCAGGCUCGGGGAACGAGAUUGGACUUCGCCCGCAGAUUUUAUCGUAUUAGUAAAUAUCCUCGUUCCCAGACCCGCAUUAUAUUACGUGAAUGGGCCUAUGCAAUUUUUCUCGAUGUGGUAAAUGAAUGCUUGUUACGAAAAUGCAGUGUAAAAAUAGUAAUGCAUUUCCUAUACGGGGAAUAGGAACAGGAAAAAGAUUUGCAUUGCAAAAAAAGUGUUAUUCAGUAAUAACUGUUAUUAGUAUUUUUACACAAGUGAAUAUAACAAACCCUACAAGUUGAUUGGUCAACUUUGACGUAUUAAGCUGUUAUAUUGGGGGGCAAUUAUUCGUGCUUCGUGAUUAAUAUGCGUGCCGUGAAUGGUGAAGACCUAAAAUGCCAGCUAGGGUCUUGAAUUUACCAAUAUUUUACCCUAACUUGUGAAUGUUUACGUUUAGGUAAAUAAAUGAAUAAAUUUGCCUCCCGUGGUUGACUUCCUUGAGUUCUCUCCGGCUCCGCUUCAUCGUAAACGUCGGUGUCGUAUACCUUCGUACCUCUUCGUAGACUUCGUAAACCGUCGUAUAAUGCUCUCGUAACGUUUCGUAAUACCUCGCAAUGAUUUUCAUAGUCGUUUAAAAUCUCUAAUGUUAAAUUAGUAAAAUAUGUUUGUGUUAACAUCGAGUUCUGCUGUCUAGAAAAUCGUUAAAUAUGGUCAGACUGUGUUGCGCUUCUGUGGUUUUAAAAAUCGUGUAAAUGACAUUUUGUUUUUCGUCGCCCCUGAAAUCUAAAAAUAAUCCUCGUUAUUUCGUGUCGAUACUCCCCCCCCCCUGCCCUCUCCCUCUACAGGGUGUCCCAAAAAAACCCGAAAAAUAUUGAAAUCACCAUUCACAUUUUAACAAUGGUGAUUUCAAUAGUUUUCUUUUUUUGAGACACCCAAAUAUAUGGGUGAAUAUAUAACAAAAGGCAAAUAUAUAACAAAACCGACAUUUGCAAAGUGGCGGCUAGCCGUUUUGUGGAAGUUACUGAUAAAGAAAUAAGCGAAAUUAAAUUCAAAAGCAAAAGACGUGUGUAAAAUUACUAAAACAAUUAUUCGCCUCUGCAGGCUCGGUGAUUAUCGGGGAAUAUUCACCGAGACGAAAUCGAGGUGAAUAUUCCCCGAUAAUCACAUCGCCUUCGGCGAAUAAUUGUUAAAUAUUGUUUCAAUGCGGAUCUCUAUAUAAGAAGGAUGUUUGUGAGGACAUGAAGAAUAUUGUAAUAAAUGAUGCGAAGAAUGACAUGGAGAAAAAUUUGCAGGUAAACAAAUGUAUGAUAUAUGCAAAUAAACAUGCAACAGUAAAUUAUAAUAAGAAAAAUAAAAUGCUGCUUUUCAAAAGGCCGUGUGCUUACGCUGAAAUUAGGCUACAUUAAUUAAUAUCAAUACGGUACACGACAAUACAUGACACGCCUAAUACAUUUAAUACGCUAUAAACCCGCUAUAUCAAUUCAUUGAAUUGGUUUAAUUUUUCUUUAAUUAUUUCUUCAAAAUACUUUGUGAGUUCCGGUUUUUGGCGGCGGCAUAACUAAACGAUUAUUUCGUUGCAUCGGUUUUUAGUUAAGCUAACCUCAGCAUUAACUUGUUACUUCUUAAAUUAUGGUUAUCAUUGUAGGAAAACUGAAACAUUUCAGUUAUUCUUUCCGGGCAAUUUUUAUUAACAUAAGAAAUAGUUUGAGACUGAAUUAGUUCGCCUUUCUUCGAGAUUAUUCCAGCCUAGCUAAUUAACAGAUCUUACGAUCUUGAUCUUAUGUCGUAUGUAUCUCCCGUUAUAACUCUUGCCACUCUAUUUUGAAGCCGAUGACUUUUGUUUUUAGUCUUUGGCUACAAUUAUUCGAAAAAAGGGAACACUAAACCAUGAAGUCCAUGAAUUGGUUUCCUUUCCAACGAAUCUGUAGGUUUCCUAAGUUAGCAUGUUUAUUAAGAAGAAAAACUUAAAAUGUAAAGGAAAGCAAAUUAAUUUGAAGACAGACUUACUCUGUUAAUUAAAAACAGUUUUGUAAUAUCGGCAAAUGUAGUCUUUAAUUGAAUGAACAUACCAAAAUAUUUUACCAAGCAUUUCAAGUUAAAUUUUACAUUAAAGCAGCUCACAAAAUGCAAAAUAAAAUACCUGCAUAUAUAUUUCUGAAAAUCAUUCUUGUACCAACCUUUAAAUAGUACCAACCUUUAAAUUAUUUUUGUCAUUAUAUACAAAAAAUAUAAAAAUAAUAAAAAUUUUACAUAUUGUGUUGUCAAGGUAACACACGAGGCACAACGCGAGCCUGCGUUCAAUGUUGGCCAUUUCCGAAAACUUCAUGUUAAAUCAAUGUUUGGAAAAUAUAGGCGAGGGGGUUGCUGCAUGCAUGCAUUUCUAGUUAUAAUUUCAGCGCGGCCCGUGAAACGGAAAUACAACUUGAAUCAUCAAAUCAAAGUUCUCCUAGUUGCAUGCUUUGCACGUUUAGCGGGUUAUUUGUUUUUCUUUAUAUGGCCAAGCAUGCACAUGGCGCGAGCGUUCAAGUAAAAACCCGAUAUUUUGAAAAAUUUUACCUUUACUCCUAUUGACUUGCGGCGAAUAACGAAAAGUUUAGAAGAUAUACAAGUUUUUUCUUUAUAUAAAAUACAGAAUGUUUGGCCAAGCGGUGAGAAAAUAUAUGAUUGUUUGGUUUGUGUAAUGUUUUGACGGCAUUUGAUCCCCACUUGUCAAGAUUUCAAUGGUGUUUUUCGUUUUAAGAGGGGGGGAGGAUGUAAUUAAAUGCACACUGAGAUAUUUACAAUGAGAAGGUCAAUUUAAUUGCUAAUUUCCCGACUAGUCAUGUUAUUAGUUUGUAAUAUUAUGAUCACCGAGCUGUGACUGAGGUAUCGGGCGAGGUGUGUUGGUCUGUUUUGAAUGCUGUUUGAUUGUCUUUUGAUUGUGGGAUGCCACAAUUGAAAUGUUCAGGAUUGCGGAAUAAAAACUGGCAAAGUGAUUGUUCGAAUGCGUACGAGACGGUGUCGUCAGACACUGUCCAUAGUUGCGCCGAUGAUUUUCGAUAAGGUACAGCUCUCCAAUGAGAGGUAAUGAGGUACGCUUACAAAAGCGUAUGCAUGGGUAAUGAGGGAAAUACGGGAUUUACAUUCCCUCUCAGAACAAUGAAAAUCGAUGUGAUCAUGUUAUUACCAAACAUUAUUUCAACCAGACCUAGGUUCGUACAAAACUUGAAAUUCCUUGAAAGUCCUUGCAUUUGGAAACACAAAUUCAAGGCCUUGGUAGUCCUUGAAUGCAUACAGAAGUGAUUGAAAGUCCUCAAAUGGCUCUUGCUUUUUAGUAGAUAUUUUAUGAACUUGUUUGUCAUUAAGAAUUGAACAUUUUGUAAACUGAUUUUGUUAAUGUCUUACAGAGGCCAAGGCUUUUGUAAUUCAUUAAAGUUGCCGUAAAUAUGUAUACUCUAGUUAGUGUGCCUAGAGUAUACUUAUAGUAUAAACCAUACGUCCGAAUACGUGCAAUAUUUGUAAGCAUGAUUUAAAAACGUUUCUUCCUAGCAGUUUGCCAGCGUAUUCCAGCACAUGUAACCGUGCUUGAAACGUGUACAACCUAUGCCUAACGUAUAAGUGAUAUUUUUCAUACGCUGGCAUAUAAUUUUAUAGAUGCUACUUUCCUGUGUGAUUUUUCGAUGAUUAUUUUGUAAAAAAAAUUUAACAGCAACUGAUUAUUUACUGUUGUAAAUUGUAAACUUGUGAAACUCGUUGAAGUUUUUGAAUAAAUAAAUAUUUGCAUGGUGAUGACUGAUGAAGUGCACCUGUUUAAAGUUUCUACAUCUUUGCACAAGUUAUAACUGUAUGUGACAUUGUGUUUACAACACGGAAACAACUAUGUUCUUGAAUAAAUUAAAGAAAUUUAAAUUUUCACCUGAUACCACUCACUUAGCUUAUAAAUUUAUUCUGAUCAACCCGAAAUAGCAUUUUCAGGCAAAUAAAAUGCUUUCACAAAAUAACCUAACUUAUCGACCUUGCUACAUUCUGUUAUUAGAGUAAAAGAGAAGCGAAAACGAAAAACAAGUAUUCAGAAUUGGAAUCGAAACAAAAGGCACUUGAAACAAGUUUGGACAUGUACGGGGAAGACUGUACUGACAAUGUUGAAAUUUUGGAAAGGUUGAAUAACAUUGGAGUCACGCAACGUGGGAUGAAAGAUUGCAAGUCAGCUUUAGUGUCGUAUGAACAUGCUCUUCAAAUCAGAUCGAAAUUGCUUGGGGAAAACGAUUCUGACACUGCUGACAGUUAUAGCAGCAUUGGGAUCACACAAUACCAGAUGAACGAUUACAAAUCAGCAUUAGCAUCACAUCAACAUGCUCUUUACAUUAGAUUAAAACUGUUUGGAGAAGACCAUUCCGACACUGCUGAAGUUAUAACAACAUUGGAGUUAUACAACAUGAUAUUAAAGAUUUCAAAUCAGCGUUAGAGACAAAGCAAAAGGUUCUAAAAAUCAGAUUCAACUUGUACGGAGAAGACCAUUCUGAGACAGCUAAAUCUUUUGUCAGCAUUGGAAUCACACAACAAGUGACGCGAGACUUCAAGUCAGCAUUAGAAUCGAAACAAAAAGCUCUGCAAAUCAGAUUAAAAGUGUUUGGGGAAAACCAUCCUGACACUGCUGAAAGCUAUAGCAGCAUUGGAAUCACACAAUACCAGAUAAAGAAUUACAAGACAGCGUUAGCUUCACAUCAACAUGCUCUUCACAUCAGAUUAAAACUGUUUGGAGAAGACCAUUCUGACACUGCUGACAGUUAUAACAAAAUUGGAGUUAUACAACACGAUAUUAAAGAUUUCAAAUCAGCAUUAGAGACAAAGCAAAAGGUUCUAAAAAUUAGAUUACGUUUGUACGGAGAAGACCAUUCUGAGACAGCUAAAUCUUAUGUCAGCAUUGGAAUCACACAACAAGUGAUGAGAGAAUACAAGUUAGCUUUAGAAUCGAAACAAAAAGCUCUGCAAAUCAGAUUAAAAGUGCUUGGAGAAGAUCAUUCUGACACUGCUCGAAGUUAUUACAACACUGGAGUCACACAAUACGAGAUGAAAGAAUAUGAGACAGCAUUGGAGUCACUUCGACAUGCUCUUCAAAUCAGAUCAAAGCUGCUUGGAAGAGACCAUCCUGACACAGCUCGAAGUUAUGAAAGCAUCGGAUUUACACAAGAUAAAAUGAAAGAUUACAAGUCAGCACUAGAUUCGAAACAAAAAGCUCUUCAAAUUAGAAAAAAACUUUUUGCAGAAGACCAUCCUGACACUGCUGAAAGUUAUAACAACAUUGGAGUCACACAACACGAAAUGAAAGAUUACAAAUCAGCAUUAACGUCACAUCAACAUGCUCUUCAAAUCAGGUUAAAAUUGUUUCGAGAAAACCAUCCUGAAACGGCUGAAAGUUAUAACAACAUUGGAGUUACACAAUACGAAAUGAAAGAUUACAAGUCAGCAUUAGCGUCACAUCAAAAUGCUCUUCAUAUCAGAUUAAAAUUGUACGGAGAAGACCAUUGUGACACGGCUAAAUCUUUUGACAGUAUCGGAAUCACACAACAAGCUAUUGGAGACUACAGGUCAGCAUUACGAUCGAAACAGAAAGCUCUACAAAUCAGAUUAAAUCUGUUUGGAGAAGAUCAUUCCGACACAGCACAAAGUUAUGACGGAAUCGGAAUAACACAAGGUAAAAUGGAUAAUUACAAAUCUGCAUUAGACUCAGAUAAAAAAGCUCUUCAAAUCCGAUUAAAAGUUUUUGGAAAAGACCAUCCUGACACUGCUCGAAGUUAUCACAACACUGGAGUCGCACAAUACAAGAUGAAAGAUUACAAGACAGCAUUGGUAUCACAUCAACAUGCUCUUCAAAUAAGAUUAAAGCUGUUUGCAGAAGACCAUCCUGACACAGCUCGAAGUUAUGACAGCAUCGGAAUCACACAAGAUAAUAUGAGAGAUUACAAGUCAGCAUUAGAGUCAAAACAAAAAGCUCUUCACAUCAGAUUAAAUUUGUUUGGAGAAGACCAUCAUGAAACUGCUGAAAGUUAUAACAGCAUUGGAGUCACGCAACAUGAAAUGAAAAACUAUCAGUUAGCAUUAGAGUCGAAAGAAAAAGCUCUCCAGAUUAGACUAAAAUUGUUUGGAAAAGAUCACUCUGACACUGCUGCAAGUUAUAAUAGCAUUGGUAUCACACAACAUCAGAUGAAAAACUAUAAGUCUGCAAUAAAGUCACAUGAACAUGCGCUUCAGAUCAGAUUGGAAUUGUAUGGAGAGAAUCAUCCUGACACAGCUGAAACGUAUCGUGCAAUUGGGGUCAUUCGACGUGUGAUGAAAGACUACAAAGCUGCGUUAAAUUUGCAUCAAUAUGUGGUACAAACUAUUUCAAAGUGGUAUGGAGAAUACCAUUCCAAAACAGCUCUUAGCUACUGGAGCAUUGGAAUCACACAACGUGAGAUGAAAGAUUACAAGUCAGCGUUAGUGUCGCUUCAAUAA